This is a messenger RNA of Chrysemys picta bellii (western painted turtle), 1766 nucleotides long. RefSeq names its product prostaglandin E receptor 2 (gene PTGER2). NCBI's taxonomy places the organism in Eukaryota, Metazoa, Chordata, Testudines, Emydidae. The record is from RefSeq and is a predicted model, not a curated record. Gene Ontology annotation, molecular function: prostaglandin E receptor activity. Gene Ontology annotation, cellular component: plasma membrane. Gene Ontology annotation, biological process: inflammatory response; positive regulation of cytosolic calcium ion concentration; adenylate cyclase-activating G protein-coupled receptor signaling pathway.
GCCAGAGGCGGCGGGUGGGAGGUUGGGGAUCCCUUCCCGGCGCGCAGCUCAGUGCCCCAGCCAGCCAGGGAGGGAGCCGCGGCCGCACUCCAGUGCUGUCGGGAAAGGGGCAGGGGCGCAGGGAGCUCUGGCUAGUUGGGAGGAAGGACGCAGCCUCUCCCAGUGCGCAAGAGGACCCCGCGGGCAGUGACUGAUCUCCACCCGCUGCCCAGAGGUGCUGGGAAGGGAGGAGCGCGCAGGGGGCGGUGCCGGGCUCCCCGGCUGGGGCAGGAAGGUGCGCAAGGGGGGGGCCUCCAGCUGUUGGGAGGGAGGAGGAACGCGGGCGGGGGGGACGGAGCCUCGCCCCGCGCUGCCCCGGCUGGAGAGGGAGGGACCCUGAGCGGCGGGCAGCUGCGCCAGGGAGGCGGGUCCGAGCUCCAGCUGUUGGCGAGGGAGGAGCUGCGAGCGCCUCUGGCAGCGCGCCGGGGGAGCCCGGCGAGGGGCCGGCUCGGCUCGGCUCGCCCGGUGCUGCGCUCACGCCCCAGCGCCUGACAGCGGGCGGGCGCCACCAUGAGCGGGUCCGGCUCUGCCUCGCACUGCGAGACCCAAGAGCCGCUGUCGGCCGAGGAGAGCCCGGCCAUCAGCGCCGUCAUGUUCUCCGCCGGGCUGCUGGGCAACCUGACGGCGCUGGCGCUGCUGGCCCGGCGCCGGCUGGGGCGGCGCGGCCGCCCGCUCUCCCUCUUCCACGUGCUGGUGACCGUCCUGGUGCUCACCGACCUGCUGGGCACCUGCCUGGUCAGCCCCGUGGUGCUGGUCUCCUACGGCCGCAACCGCACGCUGGUGGCGCUGGCCGAGGACCGGCGGCUGUGCCUCUACUUCGCCUUCGCCAUGAGCUUCUUCGGCCUGGCCACCAUGCUGGUGCUGUUCGCCAUGGCGCUGGAGCGCUGCCUGGCGCUGGGCCAGCCCUACCUCUACGAGCGCUUCGUCCGCCGCCGCUCGGCGCUGCUGCUGGCCCUGCUGGCCCUCUACGCCUUCGCCGCCGCCUUCUGCGCCCUGCCGCUGCUGGGCUUCGACCGCUACGUGCAGUACUGCCCGGGCACCUGGUGCUUCAUCCAGAUGCGCGCCGCCCAGGGCCCCGGCGGCGGCGGCGCCACCUACUCGCUGCUCUACGCCACGCUGCUGCUGCUGCUCAUCCUGGCCGUGCUGCUCUGCAACCUGAGCGUCACCCGCAGCCUGGUGGGCAUGCACCGCCGCGGGCAGACCUCGCGCCGCCUGGCCUCGCUGGAGCAGCCCGCCGGGCGCCGGAGGCUCUCCAUGUCCGAGGAGGUGGAUCACCUCAUCCUCCUGGCCAUCAUGACCAUCACCUUCAUCGUCUGCUCCCUGCCUUUCACGAUUGAUGCCUAUGUGAACAAGUUUAUGGAAAUCCAAGACGAUAAGAGGGACCUUCUAGCGCUGAGGUUCUUAGCAAUUAAUCCAAUUAUUGACCCUUGGGUCUUUGUCAUCCUUAGACCUUCAGUGCUGAGGGUAAUCCGUUCUGUACUGUGCUGUCAGAUGUCCCUGAAGAGCCAAGACAACAUGCAGACGACAACUCCUGCUGCAGAGUCAAAAUCCAAUAAACAGAUUGACCUUUGCGGGCAGUAAUCCCAGCCGCGUUCAGUGGAGACAUCUGGAAGAUCAUGCUAAAAUGGCUCCUCAGGGUCACGAACAAACUUAGAAGUAUAAACACGAUGGGAAGCUGUGCUUUUUAGGUUAAUAAACAAAUCCAUUUACUGUACAAUGGAUUGAGC